Nicotiana tabacum (common tobacco) is the source of this 1226-nucleotide messenger RNA. NCBI's taxonomy places the organism in Eukaryota, Viridiplantae, Streptophyta, Magnoliopsida, Solanales, Solanaceae. The record is from RefSeq and is a predicted model, not a curated record.
AUGAUAUCUGCUGGGGAUAAAUUGGGAGGAAGAUUUCAGUCACUUAUAAAUAUCUCUUACUCCAUUCUUCUCCCUGAUGGAAUAUAUACCACAGCGGAAGCAAUAACAGAAUCUUAUUCACAUUUGAUGGCUGUUCUUCGUGAUAUAAUUGGAAAACACUGUAUCAGUUUCACAGUUAAUACGAAGGAGAGAUUCUUGUUGCAAUCAUUUAAUAUGAUGCCUCCUCAUGGAAAAAGGCAACAUUUACCUCCUCUCAAGGUGCUUAGCAACCUUCCCGAUAGCGUAAUUGAUGACAUUCUAAUGAGGUUGCCGUUACGAGAUGCUGUGAGGACAAGACCAAUUUGUAAGUUUAUCCUCUCCAUUUCUGAUCGUGUCAACUGUCCUAAGAUUGACAACUUGAUAUGUUUCCUCUCUAGGAAUGGUAUUCAGCAUCUGGUUCUUCAACUUCCAUUUAGGGGUAAUCUAUACAAAUUGCCUUCUUCAUUUUUCACUUGUUCGCAAUUGAGGCAUCUGUGCCCUCAAGCUGAGGUCAUUUGUCUUCAUUGGCAAUAUGCAUUUAAUACAUCUGAAAAUUGCCCCUCUUCUUCCAAAAUUACAUAUGAGCCUACAGAAUUUUCUGUAGAGGCAGGACACAAUCUUGCCAAGAUUUUUGAGUCUAUUCCUGCUCUCGAGCAUCUCAGCUGGAAUAACUACAAUUGCCAGGUCGACGAUGCUGGACCAGCUGAAAUUAUACCAACAAGGCUUCCCUCUGCUCUUAACAGUCUUAAACGCCUUUACCUAUCUUGGAUUACUCUGGGAGAAUUUUUUGAGUUUUCGUUUGCUCUUUGCUUGAUAAGAAGCUCCCCAUAUAUAGAAGAAAUUGAAAUUGAGGGGUGUGUUGAUGUUGAUGGGGAGUAUUAUGAACCUGUGCCCCGGGACGCUGUUGAUGAGAUUCCUGCAAGCUUCUCGGAUAUGACUUUUUACCACCUGAGGACAGUUAAGAUCAAGAGUUUAGCAGGAGCAGACGCUGAAAUGCAGCUUAUCAAGGUUUUAUUAGCAAAGUCUCCAAUGCUGGCGAGAAUGGUAAUCGAGCCCUAUGAAUUAGAAGAAUCUCUCAAAGCGGAGAUAACAAAAUUUCAGCGGGCGUCAUCUAAAGCAGAAAUUGUGUAUAGUGUAGAUUAGUAUUCAUAUCACAAUCCUGCUUGACCUUCUCGAGUCUUUUAAUUAGACGAUGAUCUUUGGCUAAA